Molecule: messenger RNA, 357 nt
Organism: Cotesia congregata
Lineage: Eukaryota; Metazoa; Arthropoda; Insecta; Hymenoptera; Braconidae
Source: the annotation of a GenBank genome assembly
AUGAAACUCUGUAUUUUUGCAGCUGUAUGUCUUGCGCUGGUCGUCCUUGCCGCUUCUAAUGAUGUACACGUUGGUCAACGAAAACCGGGAGAUGUUCUUGUUGCUUCAAGACGACUUUUCAGACUGGGAGUCCCGGGGAAGCCAAUGGUAGCGCAGUCAGGAUUCAACGCCGAUGGCACAAUCACCGCCGUAAAUGCUGUCAAUGCGCCUGGAUCCGAUGCAAAUGUAACGAUCGUCAAAGGCGGACCCGGAGAGGACCGAGUUGUGGUGGCGGCAAUUAGCGAGCCUGGAGCAGGACUCGACGUUCAGCUGGACAUUUACGCUGUCCUAGCCACACCAGCUCCGCCACCGGCCUAA